This is a messenger RNA of Momordica charantia (bitter melon), 815 nucleotides long. Its product is annotated as transcription factor MYB30-like. Lineage: Eukaryota; Viridiplantae; Streptophyta; Magnoliopsida; Cucurbitales; Cucurbitaceae. The record is from RefSeq and is a predicted model, not a curated record.
UUAGAGAUAGAAAAAGAGAGAAGAAGAAAAAUGGCGAAAUGUUGCUGUUUCUGCGAUCAAACUACAGUGAAAAAGGGCAUUUGGACGGCUGAGGAAGACCGUAGACUUAUCGCUUACGUUAAAAGAUAUGGCCACUGGAAUUGGCGCCGGCUUCCCAAGUUCGCCGGUCUUUUGAGGUGUGGAAAGAGCUGCAGACUGAGAUGGAUGAAUUACUUGAGACCUAAUAUUAAGAGAGGCAACUUCACUCUCCAAGAAGAAGAAACUAUCACCAAAUUAUACGCCGCAAUCGGCGGCAGAUGGUCUACGAUGGCAGCUCAGAUGCCGGGGAGAACUGACAAUGAUAUAAAGAACCAUUGGAAUACGGUUCUGAAAAGACGAGUGAUGAUGAAGCAGCAAAAGAUGGCAAUGGAAAAGAAACCGGCGACGGAAAAAACCGGUCCAACUCAUCAGGUUUUUGCCGGUGACAUUUUGAACGGCUCGAAUGUCAACAAUCAUUCCACUCUCAUUGAUCAGACGGCUGUAGAGAUCAGUGCGCUUGAGGAUUUGCCACCGGCCGGAAAUAUGGACGUGGCGGCGGAUGAUCAGUUUAAAUCUUCUACUCCAGAGCUGCCGGCGGGGAGUUCUCCGGCGAGUUCCGCCGGAGAUUUUUGGACGGACCCUCUAUGGCUAGACUCUAAUUUGGACAUGCCAUUUGACGAACAAUUAUCAUAUCAAGGAUUUGGAGAAUCCAACUUUUUCACUUUUGGGUUGGAUGAAUAUCUGUGGCAAGAAGGAAUUUACUAAUCCAAAUUUUAGUUUUGGGAUUAGUGAUCAUU